AUGAAGCCUCUCGGUCUGAUUAAUGCUCCGGUUGCGUGCAAAGUUAGUUAUUUCAUCGACGCCCCAUCGGCUACGUGGGAUAGAGACAAGUUAGCUGCAAGUUUCUCUUCUCAGGAGGUCUCGGAUAUACUGAAAAUUCCCUUAAGCAGAAGGCUCCCCCCUGACAAGGUAUUUUGGUAUCCGAACAAGAAUGGGUUUUAUACGGUAAAAUCUGGUUAUUAUAAGGCGUGUGCGAUUAUUAAUAGAGAGUCUGCGAGCUCUUCUUCUUCUGCUAUUACUAGUAAUGAGAUAUGGAAAAGGAUUUGGAACUGCUCUAUUCAACCUAAGAUUAAACACUUCCUUUGGAGGAUAUGUCAUGGUGCUCUUCCUUGUACUGAUAAUCUAGUAAAGCGUUCAGUCCCAGUUUUGAAUUGCUGCCCGCGCUGUGGUGUUUCGCCUGAAAACGACCUCCAUGCUCUCAAGAAUUGUGAUGAAGUCAGAGGUAUUUGGCUUCUCUCCCCGCUGAGUUUAAGAUCAGACUCGUUCCAAGCUUCGUCUAUGGUGGAACGGAUGAAUCAUAUGUUUACUUCGUUGAAAGGAGAAGACAUACAAACAUUCCUAACUUGCCUUUGGGUCAUUUGGAAUGAUCACAACAACAUUGUCUUCAAUAACAAAAGGGUGCCUCUCCCAUUGCUGUUUCGUUGCGUAUCUGAAUUCAGUAGUAUCAACUCAGGUAGUCGAGGUCGGCACCGUACCACACCUGAAAAUGUUUCUUGGAAAGCUCCUCCGGCCAACGCUUUUAAGGUCAAUUCUGAUGCAGCGGUGGCUCUUCACAGGAACAUGUCAGUUGCUGCUACAGUUUGCAGGGAUGCGACAGGGAAGGUACUUAAGUGCGGGGUGAAAAUAUUGCAUGGGAUUGUCGACGUGGAACUGGCUGAAGCCCAGGGUAUCAUGCUAGGGUUGCAGAUGGCUAUUACGAUUCCUGGUUUGAAGAUGGUUGUAGAAUCUGAUGCCUUAAAUGUUAUUCACAGAUUGCAGCACCCGAGCUUGUUCUUAGACAAUAUUCAGCUUGUUAUUGAAGAUUGUUUGGACUUAGUUAAGGAUGCAGACGUGGUUUUUCAGCAUGUCCGGAGAAAUGAUAACACGGUUGCCCACACCCUAGCUAAAUGGGGCGUCUUCUUUGAUAGUGAUAAACUUUUUGACGGUGAAAUUUCUUUCCCGGUCAAUGAGCUUAUAAUUUUGACUUCUUAA
Mercurialis annua (annual mercury) is the source of this 1230-nucleotide messenger RNA. RefSeq lists its product as uncharacterized. Gene Ontology annotation, molecular function: nucleic acid binding; RNA-DNA hybrid ribonuclease activity. The record is from RefSeq and is a predicted model, not a curated record. The transcript has a single exon. The coding region runs from base 1 to 1230 and encodes 409 amino acids. NCBI's taxonomy places the organism in Eukaryota, Viridiplantae, Streptophyta, Magnoliopsida, Malpighiales, Euphorbiaceae.